CGUACUUAUUUACAUACAGAGCCUGGCAACGAUGUAGCAACCGAGUGACUUUAAACUUUAAUCAUGAGAAUUAAAUAACAAUAUUCAGCUAAACUUCAACAUUACAAUCAUAAUGUUAAAUGUAUAUUUAAAAUCUAAUGUAGUAUAUAUUAUAAUUAUGAGUUAUCGUUACAUAUAAAAGAUUUGAAAUGUCAGUUUUGAAGAGAGCACACACUUGGGAAAUCUCCGAUUCAGAGAAUGAGAGUGACGUGAAACUCGAUCAGAGCGAUCAGGACGCGAACUCGAUCCAUUCAGCCUCGUGCAAGAGAUCCGCUGAGCCGACAGAUGAAGUCAAGAACCCCGAGAGGAGGAGGAGGAGGACACGAGAGGAGCUGCAGGAGGACCAAGAGAGGAGAAAAGCUAAUAGAGAGAAACAGAGAGGAGAAAAGGAGAAGCUUAAAGAACAGAAACUACAGGAACAACAGAAGCGAAAAGAGGCUGCAGAGAAACUAAAUCUUUUAAAACCAGAAAACUUCAUCAAGAGUCUCACUGUUCGCAUACAUACAGGGUUGUUACAGGAUGCUGGUUGUGAUAUGUUGCUCGAGACUUUAGAUGGUUUGGCACUGAUGAACCGUAUUGAGGAUAAAAGUCUUCACAACAGCAUCAGAUGGACACGAAAGGCCCUUGAUGUGACUGAGCAAGCGGAUAAAAAUGGAGUUGUUGAAGAAGAUCAGGUUCUGAUGGUGAUCUCCCAGAAUGAGUUUAAUGACAUGGUGACAUCACAUAAAAAAGGCACAGAUCAGAUGGCUCUCAUUGGUGAAGUAAAAGAAGAGGCGGAGUCACUGCUUCAGCAUCUCUCUGAAUACUUGACUAGAAUGUCUGGGAAAGUUGUUACAAUUUUAGUGGUCGGUCAUCACCAAAGAGGAGGAUCCUGGGAUGAAGAUGAUCCUCACCUCUAUCAUCUGGAGGCAGAAGAGUUGUUGGUUCACCUCCAACUUUGUUGGAACGUAUCUGUUUACUUUCUGUUUGGCUGGGAAGAAGUGACUGAUCAUGUGAUCGCAGUUACCAAAGCUUUAUCCAAGAGACCUUACAAGGUGUUGUGUGGUGAUCCCGAGCUGGGGUUCUGUAUGGACGGCUCAUGGUCAGGAGGUGCGCGGGUGGAGAGAGAUGGCCGUGGCCUCGCCCAGGUGUGGACACGUCAGAUACAGCAGCUGAAGCGCGUCAGUGUAUCCACUGCCAAAUCUGUGUCGACCGCCUACCCCUCACCUUCCCUUUUAAUGCAGGCCUAUGAGGAUCUGCCGUCUGAGGAGGAGAGACGCAAACUAUUGGCUGAUCUCACUGUUGGAGGUGAAGCCAAAGAGAGGCGUGUCGGUCCUGAUGUCUCAGGCCGUAUAUAUCGCCUCCUGACGUCCCAGAAUCCUCAACUCCUGCUAGAUUAAGAAGGAAUUUUGGGAGAAAUCACUCAUUUUGCACUUUAUUGCUAUCUGACUGCUGACAUCUGACUUCAGUCAUUUUUACAUUGAAUGCACACAAAAGGACUCAAGUGCAUUUUAUGUUUAUAUUUGAUCAGUAUGUGGAUAAACUGGAUAUAAAACCCACAAUUGAGCCGCAUGAUUCAAGAUAUGAGUGGAUGAGAUUUUUGCAAAAGUUGAAGACUAAGGGUUAAACUGACACUUUCACAAAUUAUGAUCAGAGCAAAUAAGAGUCUACAAAAAACAUCCAAUCAUGUUGUUUGGUUUAAUUUUUUGCUUCAGAUAAGGAAUCGAUAAGAAAAAAGUACAAAAUGUAUUUACUUGUUACUCUUAGACAGUCAGUAUAUAACAAACAAUAUAAUAUCAUAAUAAACCAUAAACACAAGAGACGGAAAAAGAAUAAAUAAA
This is a messenger RNA of Misgurnus anguillicaudatus (oriental weatherfish), 1859 nucleotides long. RefSeq names its product essential meiotic structure-specific endonuclease subunit 2 (gene eme2). Gene Ontology annotation, cellular component: nucleus; Holliday junction resolvase complex. The record is from RefSeq and is a predicted model, not a curated record. Gene Ontology annotation, biological process: double-strand break repair; replication fork processing; resolution of meiotic recombination intermediates. NCBI's taxonomy places the organism in Eukaryota, Metazoa, Chordata, Actinopteri, Cypriniformes, Cobitidae. Gene Ontology annotation, molecular function: DNA binding; crossover junction DNA endonuclease activity.